Molecule: messenger RNA, 1506 nt
Organism: Peronospora farinosa
Lineage: Eukaryota; Oomycota; Peronosporomycetes; Peronosporales; Peronosporaceae
Source: the annotation of a GenBank genome assembly
AUGUUUCGGAUCAGACUGGUCUCGCAAGGCUUAAGGCAAGUGACUCGUCUGGCACGCGCGAUGAGUGUCAUUCCGACAGAGUAUGACUAUCUGGUUAUAGGCGCUGGUAGUGGUGGUAUGGCUAGUGCUCGUCGCGCCGCCAGUUACCCAGGAAUACGCGUUGCAGUCGUGGAGCAGGCACGAUUGGGCGGAACUUGUGUCAAUGUGGGCUGCGUACCUAAGAAGCUUAUGUUCCUUGCUGCAGACAUGAGCCACAAAUUACAGCAUGAUUUUCUACAUUAUGGCUUUGAGGAUAAGACAACGGGCGAUCAUCUGGGCAAGCGAAUGUACUUUGACUGGGCAAAACUUAAGGCUCGUCGUGACGCCUACGUGUUGCGUCUCAACAAAAUCUACGAAAGAAACUUGGCGAAUUCCAAGGUAGACUUGAUCCGAGGAUCGGCAAAGUUUAAUGAGAAAGGGAAUGUAGAGGUUGACGGAAAGGAGGUGUUGGCCAAGAAUGUAUUGAUUGCAGUCGGAGGCAAACCUUUGAUCCCUGAUAUCCCAGGCAAGGAGUUGUGCAUUGACUCAGACGGAUUCUUUGAGUUGAAUACACUGCCGAAGAAAGUGGCAGUUGUUGGCGCGGGGUACAUUGCUGUUGAGCUAGCUGGCGUACUGAAUGGGUUGGGAUCAGAUACCUCGAUUUUCUGCCGUAACGAAGGUGUGCUCCGCACGUUUGAUGAUAUUGUGCGCACUACGCUGGAGGACGCCAUGACGAACGAUGGUAUUCAUUUGCGGCCCUACAGCAACGUUGCUCGUGUAAAGUUGGAAAAUGAUAGUACCAAGACCUUGGUGCUGACCGACGGCUCGGAGCACCGUAAUUACGACGUCGUGAUCUACGCUGCUGGUCGUGUUCCCCUGACAUCUAACCUCGAUCUUCACAAGGCGGGCAUCACGACGGAUAAACACGGCUUUAUUCAAGUGACCGAGUUCCAGGAGACAUCUAACAGCAAAGUGUUUGCUGUGGGUGAUGUGUGUGGCACCCCUGCGCUAACACCAGUCGCUAUUGCAGCUGGAAGGAGGCUCUCGGACCGUUUGUUUGGAGGUAUAAAGGAUGCCAAAGUCUCGUACGAGAACAUUCCUACAGUCGUGUUCAGCCACCCACCAAUUGGAACGAUCGGCCUAACCGAGAAGCAGGCUCGACACGAGUAUGGCGACGACAACAUCAAGGUUUACAAAAGUCACUUUGUGAACAUGUACUACGGCCUGAUCAACGAGGUUAAUGCGGAGACUGGUGAGCCAAAGGACAAGCCCAAAACUGCCAUGAAACUCGUGUGUGCUGGUAAGAAAGAGAAGGUGAUGGGUUUGCACAUAAUUGGUAUGGCUGCCGACGAGAUGCUGCAGGGUUUUGGUGUGGCGGUAAAGAUGGGCGCUACCAAGGUCGAUUUUGACAACUGUAUUGCGAUCCACCCCACUGCUGGCGAGGAGCUUGUGACCUUGGCACCUUGGGGCCUCAGCAAGCGUGAAUAA